Fusarium pseudograminearum CS3096 is the source of this 348-nucleotide messenger RNA. RefSeq lists its product as uncharacterized. The transcript has a single exon. The coding region runs from base 1 to 348 and encodes 115 amino acids. NCBI's taxonomy places the organism in Eukaryota, Fungi, Ascomycota, Sordariomycetes, Hypocreales, Nectriaceae. The record is from RefSeq and is a predicted model, not a curated record.
AUGAACACCCAUAGACACUCAUCCACGAAUAGGGACAGAGAUCUGACGUUGCAUAACAAAAGAUGGACUGUUCCCAGUGAUAACAGCGCUGUGCCUGAGAUUCUCCUUGAGGCUGGCGACACCAACGACACCAACGACACCGAAGUCACUGUCAGUCGGGACGUGGCAAUGGAAGACCCUGGAUUCAUUCACAUCGCCGACAGCGACGACGACGAUUUCGCCGAGAUCUCUACUCGAAGGUCAAUCUACGGUAAACUCAUCAUGAGCGGGAGCUGGAGUGGGCGCAUCAGAGACCGUUGUAGUGGUGGCAAGUUACUCCCUUUGGCGGCGGCCGGUGGCCACCAGUGA